Molecule: messenger RNA, 577 nt
Organism: Episyrphus balteatus (marmalade hoverfly)
Lineage: Eukaryota; Metazoa; Arthropoda; Insecta; Diptera; Syrphidae
Gene: Ms
Product: dromyosuppressin
Exons: 3
Coding region: 135-443 (102 amino acids)
Source: RefSeq, a predicted model, not a curated record
UUGUAAGUCACACAAAACGUUCACAACUCAUCGAGUACAAGUGUAUUCACAAAGCAAAAUAAAAAUACAAAGAAUUUUAAAUAAAUUUUUGAAGUUUAAAAACAGUUAUAACAGAAAUUCUCUCCAUAUACAAGAUGUCAUCCCAUAUUAUUGCAACACUCAUCAUCUCCUCCGUGCUCUUGGCCAUUUUUGGAAUGGGACAAACUUCAAGCGUUUCCAUGGCUCCACUUUGUGAACCUGGUAUUAUUGAUGAAAUGCCACAACACAUCAAGAAAGUGUGUCUUGCUUUGGAAAACUCUGAUCAAUUGUCAAGUGCGUUGAGGGCUUACAUCAAGAAUGAAGCUGCUGCUCUCAUGUCAAAAACUGAUGAUCUUGUCCCAUUGAACUAUGGCAAGCGAACAGAUGUGGAUCAUGUGUUUUUGCGAUUCGGCAAAAGGCGUUAAGCUUAUAUAAAACAAACAAACAAAAAAGGAGAAAAAUGUUAAAUGACUGUUUAAAAGAUUUUUGCAAAAAUGUAUUUCCUCUAAGCCUGAUAAAAUGAGAAAAAAUCACAAAAAAAAAAUACAAAAAAAAAAAA